UCACCUCCGCCAUCACCCCUUCUGUUUGAUAGUCUUGCAGCCAUGGCAGGACAACAGCCCGUCUUUGUCAUGAACUCUGCGCCCGAAAGGCAGAGUGGACGCAAGGCUCAACUGAGCAACAUCUCGGCGGCAAAAACCGUCUCCGACGUCAUUCGAACAUGUCUUGGUCCCAAGGCAAUGCUCAAGAUGAUCCUCGAUCCCAUGGGUGGCAUUCUCCUCACCAAUGACGGCAACGCCAUCCUGCGAGAAAUCGAGGUGGCUCACCCAGCCGCAAAGAGCAUGAUCGAGCUCAGUCGCACGCAGGAUGAGGAGGUCGGAGACGGCACAACGAGUGUCAUCAUUCUUGCGGGAGAGAUUCUCGCCCAGUCGCUGCCUUGCCUCGAGCGCGGUAUUCACCCAGUCGUCAUCAUCUCUGCAUUCAAAAAGGCCCUCGCCGAGGCCCUCACUAUCAUCGAGUCCGUCUCCAAGCCCGUCAACGUCGACGACGAAAAAGAGAUGCUUGCUCUCAUCAAGACAUCUAUUGGCACCAAGUUCGUCUCGCGCUGGAGCGACCAGAUGUGCGCGCUCGCGUUGAAGGCAGUAAGGACCGUAGCCACCAUGGACGGAGCCAACGCCGGCUCGAGCGCAGGAACCGCAGCUGGCGCCCGCACAGUAGACCUGAAGCGCUACGCCCGUGUUGAGAAGGUGCCUGGUGGCGAGAUUGAGUCGUCUACUGUCCUUGACGGCGUCAUGCUCAACAAGGACGUCACCCACCCGAAGAUGCGUCGUCGCAUUGAGAACCCACGUAUCCUCCUUCUGGACUGCCCGCUGGAGUACAAGAAGGGAGAGUCGCAGACGAACAUCGAGAUCACAAAGGAGGAGGACUGGAACCGCAUUUUGGAGAUCGAGGAAGACCAGAUCAAGCAGCUGUGCAACAAGGUGCUGGAAUUCAAGCCCGACCUCGUCUUCACCGAGAAGGGCGUGUCAGACCUGGCGCAGCACUUCCUCAUGAAGGCAAAUGUCACGGCGAUUCGUCGCGUUCGCAAGUCAGACAACAACCGUAUCGCUCGUGCUACGGGCGCCACCAUCGUCAACAGGGUCGACGACCUGCGUGAGGCGGACGUAGGGACCAAGUGCGGUCUCUUCCACGUCGAGAAGCUGGGCGACGAGUACUUUACCUUCCUCGAGAAGUGCAAAGAGCCCAAAGCCUGCACUAUUCUCCUGCGCGGCCCUUCAAAGGACAUCCUCAACGAGGUAGACCGCAACUUGGCCGACGCAAUGGCCGUCGCGAGGAAUGUAGUCUUCAACCCUCUUCUCGCGCCAGGAGGAGGAGCAACAGAAAUGGCAAUCAGUGUCGGUCUUUCCAACCUCGCCAAGUCAAUGGAAGGCAUCGAGGUCGGCGCCGUCCGUGCGGUUGCCGAGGCAAUGGAGGUGAUCCCCCGCACCCUGAUCCAGAAUUGCGGUUCCUCAUCGGCCAUCAAGUUGCUCACGCAGCUGCGCGCCAAGCACGCGAAUGGCGAGAAGACCUUUGGUAUCGACGGCGAAAAGGGAGUGGUGGUCGACAUGGACGAGUACGGGCUGUGGGAGUCGGCGGCCGUCAAGAUGCAGACGCUCAAGACUGCUGUGGAGUCUGCCAGUUUGCUCUUGAGGGUGGACGAUGUGGUUAGCGCGAGGAGAAAGAGGGGAGAGGCAGGAGGAGGUGGACCGCAGAUGCAGAACAUGGAGGACGCGGGUGAGGGAGGCAUGAUGCCUGAGAUGUAAGAGCGACGGAGCCGGUAAUCGAGACAGCGGUCUGAUAGAGCAUCGAAGUUCGUGUGUGAGCAGUCGCGAAUAAUGUUAUGAGCGAGGCUAGUAUACAGGGUAUCGAGGGGUCAUGAAUCUUUCCCCAGCAAGCAUGAGCGUGCUAAGCAGAUAUAGUACGGUGAAUUGAUCAUCUC
Messenger RNA from Jaminaea rosea, 1916 nucleotides. Its product is annotated as putative CCT3-chaperonin of the TCP1 ring complex. Gene Ontology annotation, biological process: protein folding. Gene Ontology annotation, cellular component: chaperonin-containing T-complex. The coding region runs from base 43 to 1740 and encodes 565 amino acids. Gene Ontology annotation, molecular function: ATP-dependent protein folding chaperone; ATP binding; ATP hydrolysis activity. The transcript has 2 exons. The record is from RefSeq and is a predicted model, not a curated record. NCBI's taxonomy places the organism in Eukaryota, Fungi, Basidiomycota, Exobasidiomycetes, Microstromatales.